AUAGGUAUGGAGAGAAUAGAAUGUUCCAGAAGGACAGUGAUCAGAAGGGCAAUUGGACACUUGAUGUCAGAGAGCCUGGAGGCCAGACUGACAGCACAGCCUCCUGAUUGAGAAGGCCUACUCUUCUGAUCACACCCUGUCUCUGUCUGUCCCCUGCAAAGCCAUGUGGCUGUACCUGGCAGUCCUCGUGGGCCUGUACUACCUCCUGCGCUGGUACCGGGAGAGGCAGGUGGUGAGCAACCUCCGAGACAAGUACGUCUUCAUCACGGGCUGUGACUCAGGCUUCGGGAACCAGUUGGCCAGGCAGCUGGACCUGCGAGGCUUGAGGGUGCUGGCCGCGUGUCUGACGGAGAAGGGGGCCGAGCAGCUGAGGGACCGGACGUCAGACAGGCUGGAGACGGUGAUCCUGGAUGUGACCAAGACAGAGAGCAUCGCUGCAGCCACCCAGUGGGUGAAGGAGCACGUAGGGGACAGAGGACUGUGGGGCCUGGUGAAUAACGCUGGUGUCUUCAUGCCCUCGGCACCCAACGAGUGGCUGACCAAGCAGGACUUCGUGAAGAUCCUCGACGUGAACCUGCUGGGCUUGAUUGAGGUGACCUUGAGCCUACUGCCCCUAGUGAGGAAAGCGAGAGGCCGCGUGGUCAAUGUCUCCAGUUGCCUGGGCCGGGUGUCUCUGCUUGGUGGGGGCUAUAGCAUCUCCAAGUAUGGUGUCGAGGCCUUCUCGGACUCCCUCAGGAGGGAGCUCUCCUACUUUGGGGUGAAGGUGGCUGUUAUUGAACCUGGUUACUUCAAGACUGGCCUGACAAGGAAUGGGAGGAUAGCUCAGGGCAUCCAGGAGGCAUGGGAUCAUGCCAGCCCAGAGGUCAAGGAGAUCUAUGGGGAGAAGUUCCCGGCAUCUCUCAUGAAGUCAACUGUAAGGUUGGAGCCAAGUUGGUGUAAGAAUCUGUCCUUGGUGACAGACUGCAUGGAACAUGCCCUGACCGCCUGCCACCCCCGCACCCGAUACUCAGCUGGCUGGGAUGCCAAGCUCUUCUACCUCCCCGUGAGCUACAUGCCCUCCUUCUUAGCGGAUGCCAUAAACAACUGGAACUUCCCAAGACCUGCCAAGAGCCUGUAGCCCCAGCCUGGGGUGCAUGUCUUCUCCUGGGACAUUACUCAGGGCUCUGGGGAUAUUGGGAGGAAAGAAUCAAAUUGUACAGCUGAGGAACCAGGACCCAUUGCACACGUCAUCAUCUGAUCCUUAAGAGGCCUCUCAAGGCUCUGAGCCUCAGGGCCCUUCUGCCACCCUCAGGAUCCACACUUUAGGGAGAUUGUGAGCAGCUGGGAGAGACUCAGCCUCACCUGAGCCUGCUCUGACUCUGUCUUCCUCGUCAGUUGUGCCUUGGCCCUGGCAUGUCUUCCGCUCCCACAGGAUGGAAAGGCCUGAAGAAGGUGAAGUCUCUUCUCCACUGAAGACAUCUGUGGACAGAGGUGGAGGUGUGGAGGGUGACCAACAGCCUGACCCCUCAGCCUCAGGUCCAAGUCAGCAGACCUUGCUGGAAGGUGGUGUGCUCAAUAGGGUUCCUGACAGAGGACACAGAAAUCAACUUUUGAUUUGUCUGGAAAGCAUGGAUUUCCAUUCCUUAUCUUUGCUUUAAAAUAAAAGUUGAAAAGUUUA
This is a messenger RNA of Equus caballus (horse), 1657 nucleotides long. RefSeq names its product retinol dehydrogenase 16. The record is from RefSeq and is a predicted model, not a curated record. NCBI's taxonomy places the organism in Eukaryota, Metazoa, Chordata, Mammalia, Perissodactyla, Equidae. Gene Ontology annotation, molecular function: all-trans-retinol dehydrogenase (NAD+) activity. Gene Ontology annotation, biological process: retinol metabolic process; steroid metabolic process. Gene Ontology annotation, cellular component: intracellular membrane-bounded organelle.